Molecule: messenger RNA, 1595 nt
Organism: Suillus bovinus
Lineage: Eukaryota; Fungi; Basidiomycota; Agaricomycetes; Boletales; Suillaceae
Product: MFS general substrate transporter
Exons: 13
Coding region: 183-1445 (420 amino acids)
Biological process (GO): transmembrane transport
Molecular function (GO): transmembrane transporter activity
Source: RefSeq, a predicted model, not a curated record
UGCAUAUAAAUUAUUGCAUAUAAAUCACUCCACCGCAAGCGAGGUUAUCUCGCAAUUCACGAUGGUUUCAGAAGACAGCCCUCUGCUGGCGUCCUCUAUGCAUGAGGCUAUCUAUGACAGGUUUACCCCCGACCAGAAGAGGUGGAUCGUGUUUCUAGUUUCUUUUGCAGGGUCUCUUGCCUAUGUUCGUCUCAGCAACAUUCGUGCCUUCCAUUCCUCAAAUAGCUAAAGAUCUUGACUCGACGCAUGCUGUUGUCAGUUUGACCGUCAGUCUCUCGAUCUUGGCGAGUGCUGUCGGAGCGUUAGUUUGGGCCGCUUAUUCGUCUUUCUAUGGACGCCGAUUGAUGUAUUUGUGGGGCGUGCCGUUUUUAUGUAUCGGGAGUUGUGGUGUUGCAAUGGCAACUUCGUUGAGGAGUUUGUUCUUCUGGCGAUUCGUGCAGACGUUUGGAUGCUCUGGGGGAAUACCGUUGGGCGCUGGCAUUAUCGGUGAUAUUUAUAAACUGGAGGAGAGGGGGACUGCUAUUGGAAUAUUCCUUGGUGCCACGCUUUUCGGGUUUGCUGUUGCUCCGUUUCUUGGAGGUGCAGCGGCGCAGUAUUGGUCCUGGCGCAAUUUGCAUUAUUCCGUUGCUGUGUGGGGCUUGCUCGAACUGCUUCUCGUAUAUAUUUCGUUCCCCGAGACGAGCCAUCCUGGUACGUUGGGUAUCGAUAAACUAAAACACAGGAGACGGAUCCACAUCACAUGGGUCAAUCCUCUCAGUAGUCUCUGGAUGCUUCGGAGCCCAAACCUAUUUGCAGUCAUGCUUGCCUCAACUCUAGUGCUUCUUACUGACUAUGUUCUCCUCGUGCCGCUGGCGUAUACUAUUGGUGUUCGGUAUGGUAUCGCGAACGAGGCCAUCAUCGGGGCGUGUUUUCUACCAAACGGACUGGGAAACUUCCUUGGAGCACCGAUUGCCGGCCGCCUAUCAGACAUUGUAGUCAGAAGAUGGCGGAAACAGCGCAAAGGAGUGUGGUGUCCUGAAGAUCGCUUGAGAGCGACAUGGAUCGGAGGACUAUUCAUGAUCCCGUUAUCUAUUGCAUCGUCUGGGCUGAUCACGACGUAUGUUGGGGGCCCGGUCGGUCUUUCGUUGAAUUUAUUGUGUCUUUUUACGAAUGGAAUGGGCGUUGAUUUCGUGUUCAAUCCAAUCGGUUCUUAUAAUGUGGAUGUGGCACGCUCUCGAAGCGCAGAGGCCACAGCUGCUAGCGCAGCGAUCCGGUCACUUAUUCUAUCCGGUGUGACUGCUCUUGUCAUUCCAUCGAUCGAGCGUAUAGGUGUUGCAUGGACGGACAUUAUCGCGGCUGUCCUUGCUGUCAUUGGACAAGGGAUAAUUUUCUUGACGAUUCGGUAUGGUGAUCGCAUGAGGGCCAGCGUGGAUAUUGGUGUCUCGACCAUAGAGAACAACUCAUAGAAUAUUGAUCUUCGUUUAUUCGAAGAGAUUAGAAACGAGGCUUGGAGAUAAUAUACUCGUCAAAUUACCAAUACGGAGCUGAUUCACUAUGCUAAAUGCCGGUGGCGCAUUUCACUGAGAAAGUUAAUCAUAUGAUUAGGCCUGGUGGGU